Molecule: messenger RNA, 342 nt
Organism: Angiostrongylus costaricensis
Lineage: Eukaryota; Metazoa; Nematoda; Chromadorea; Rhabditida; Metastrongylidae
Source: the annotation of a GenBank genome assembly
AUGAAACCUCGAAAGAAAAUUAUAGCUGUCCUAUUCACACUUUCAGGCAAAGCGAAUCCCUCUGACGGUUUUGAUGUGUUACAGAAGCGAGUGGAGACGUUAAUGGUGCCAGACGAUACCUGGCAAUUUCAUGAAAUGUGUUGUUCAUGUUCUCAAAUACAUUUUGCCGACCAAGUAGAUUUCAGGUCAAGGCAGGUUGGAGCGCCCGUCGACAAUGUCAAGGGGAAUCCAGCCGCUCCAGGUUAUGGAGUUCCCAUAGGCAUUCUAAUGUUUUCCGAUGCUACAUCUACACCGCUCAGUGCUGAUGAUGGUGGUGUCAGUCCGGCAAUGGAUAUGGGUUAG